Molecule: messenger RNA, 4265 nt
Organism: Dalotia coriaria
Lineage: Eukaryota; Metazoa; Arthropoda; Insecta; Coleoptera; Staphylinidae
Product: homeobox protein Meis3-like
Exons: 7
Coding region: 529-1944 (471 amino acids)
Biological process (GO): regulation of transcription by RNA polymerase II
Molecular function (GO): RNA polymerase II cis-regulatory region sequence-specific DNA binding
Source: RefSeq, a predicted model, not a curated record
GUAGCCAUUUUGAUUUUGACGAAUAUUGACAUACGUCGUCGGAGUCUAGACAGAAAGUCAUUUGUUACGGCAAAAGUGACAUGUAAACAUUUGCCGAAAUUCGGUUUGCUGUGCUGUGCGCGUCCCGGGGCACGAAAACCGACCGCCGAAGUCAUUCCUCACCGUCGAAAACCCAUAACAAUACCGCCGCGAUAAAGUCACAUGUCCACCAUUUACAAUAAUUUAUUUAAAACAAACUAAAUACAAUAAUAAUAAUAAUCUCUUAUCCCACAGAUUAAAAGAAUAAAAUUAAACCGAAAACAACGAGUGUCGCACGAGUGUAAGAUUCGUUUUUGUUUACAAGUUGUCAGACAAAUCAAAAGGACGCUGUGAUAAAUCGCCUGCAAAUCGCAGAGAGAAGAAGAAAAAAAACGCGAAUUUUGUGCCUGUGGGACAUGGCAUCACAUGAGGGGAUUAUCAACGGACGACUGGGAUACUGCAUUCCACAGGAAAUUUAACUCGGCGUAGUGGAUAUUUUCCGGUCUCGACAUGUUGAGUGUAGCGACGGGGGGCGACACCUCGGUGCCCCAGCAGCAGCUCGCCGCCGGCGUGUAUCCUGCGACGGGACCCGCUGCCCCCGAUAACGAUCAAGCGCAAUUCGAGGCUGAUAAACGUGCCGUCUACAAACAUCCUUUAUUUCCUCUGUUGGCGUUACUCUUUGAGCGUUGUGAGCUCGCGACGCAAUCCAGUGAUCCUCAAUCUUCAGACGCGUUCAACAUGGACAUUCAGGCGUUCGUCCAGCAUCAGGAACGCGAUCGCAAACCUUUCCUCUCGAAUGAGCCCGAAAUUGACGGACUUAUGAUUAAAGCUAUCCAAGUGCUUCGAAUACACCUCCUCGAAUUAGAAAAAGUGCAGGAACUCUGCAAGGACUUUUGUAAUCGUUACAUCACGUGCCUCAAAGGCAAGAUGCAGUCGGAGAAUCUCCUGCGUUCGGACUACGCCGGCGGCGGUGUUGGUCUGGGCGGCGUGGGCGGCGGCGGCGGCCCGCUGGGCAUGGAAAGCAACAACAAUCUUCUAUCGCAUGGCAACUCCGACACCGGCUCGGAGAGCAACAGUCCCGUGCAGUACUCGAUCAGUCCGCAAGCAUCGACCACGCCGCAACAACAGCAGGCUGAGAUGAACGCGUUCAAUCUGCAAGCGUACCAGCAGCAGCAACAGGCCACGCAUCAGGCGAUACAGGCGCAGCAGGCAGCCGCCGCGGUUGCCGCCGCCGUCCAGCAACAACAACAACAACACCAACAGCAACAACAGUUACCAUGCGAUGGACUUGUUGUACAUGGCAGUACUCCGCUGAGUCAAAUCGGUGCGAAUUUGGGUUGUUCUGUUCCGCCGAGUGAAUCCUCCGGGCCGUUAUCACCGGCACUCACGACCACACCCGGUGGGUCCGGUGAUGAAUGCGAUAGUGAUUUUGCGUCACGUUCCACUUAUCGGAAGCAGAAACGUGGUGUGCUGCCCAAACAAGCUACCAGCGUCAUGCGUUCGUGGUUAUUUCAACAUCUAGUCCAUCCGUAUCCCACCGAGGAUGAGAAGCGACACAUCGCUGCGCAGACGAAUCUGACUCUGUUGCAAGUCAACAAUUGGUUUAUUAAUGCACGUAGGAGGAUUCUCCAGCCGAUGUUGGAUGCAAGCGCGCCUGCUACUGAACCAUCGGGAGAAAAUUCCCCUUCUGGGCAUAAGAAGAAGAAAACCUCGGGACAGAAUAAUAACAGACGCUUUUGGCCGCAGGAUUUCGCUAAUAUUCAACCACAAAUUGAUGGAGGAUUGUUGUCCAGUUCAGAUGACGAAGGUGAUUCCUAUAGUGACGACGGUGAUGAUCCGGGUUUGGUGAUAGACGCACACGCGCAAAUCGAGAACGGCCAUAGCAACAAUGAUGGCGCUUUUAAUCACAGUCCGGGUGAUAAAUAAGCAUCACACACGGCGCGACAAGGGCUUUCCAUUAUAUUUAUAACGUUAGUUACUAGUGAGUUUUUACAACGCGCAACAAUUGCAAUUGAAACGAAAACGGGGGCAUGAUGAUGAUGAUGAUGAUGAACACAGUUGUAAUAACUAAACAAGGCUGAUCUGUACAUUGUAUUAUAAGUUUUCAUUGAUUAAUUUUAAAGCUUUGAGAAAGUAUACUGCGAAACGGACACAGAUACGUACACAGAUGUAUACCAGAAUAGUUGUGGUGCGGUAUGUGACGAGAAAAUAAUACUUCAAAUCGGGAUUUCUUAAUUACUCGAAAACUAAUUGAGAUAGAAUGAUGAUUCUUUCACUAAUCGAUUCUGUAUUAAAUUCUGAAUGGAACUGACGAAAGAUUUUGUUCUUAUCAGUAUUUUAUCAAAAGUUACAGACUAAUUUGUGUUUGUUCUUAUUUUUACUGCAUAAUUAACUUUAAUUGUUUAUAACUUUUUAUGUGAUACUCUGAAUUGUUUAGUUUUUACCGAGUUUGAUAGAGAAUUUAAUUCGUAUUCUAUUGUUGAAAGAAUCAUUAAUUUAUCUCAAUUAGUUUUUGAAUAAAUUACGAAAAACUAAUGUGAAACACUUGCGUCGCAUAGAUGCGCCACGAUUAUAAAUACAAAAAUGCCAUAAAGAUCAAAAUUAACCUUUUGAUUAGAUAAACAAAACAAAAGCAACAUGUAUACGUAAUAUAUACCUCAGAUAUAAAGCACGUUUUCGACAACGUUAACAUUAAAAACUAAUUAAUUACUUAUGUAAAACUAGAGAUGAAAUUCUAAGCGCUUACCUAAAAAAAAACGAUGUAUACGCGAUGAAAAGCAAGACGUAAAAGAUGAACAGUGAAAGGAAAUUCAGUAUUACCUGUUUUACACCUUAAUUAUUUAUAAUCUAUCUCUCUCUCUGUAUACCAGUAUUGUUGAAUGAUGAAUGUCAUUCAAAGUAUGAAAAAUUUUAAGAAUUAACGUUAUAGUACACUAAGGGCUAAAAAAACGAAAUGUAUACUAAACGAAGGAACCCAUAUACGUAAUUUACAAUAACUAAGUAACUAAUUACAAACUAAGUGUAUAUUGUAUCAUAAUUAUCAUGUAAUUUAGUCGUGAUACUUUUACGUGACGCAUGAUGAUGAAAAACAGCGAGAAUUUUAGUUUUUUGUUAAUAACUCGAAAACUAAUGAAGUUAUUGUAAUAAUUUCUUCAAUGUUGCUUUAAGAAUUAAAUUCUGGAUAUUAUUAUGUAAAAAAUUCAUUGAUAACAAUCUGUUAUCAAUAGUUAUUGCAUAUUUUUUGUAAAAUUAAGAUUUCAUCAUAACUUUUUGUGUAAUUUUACGAUUGUGACGAUUUUUGCGUGAGUUUAUGCAGAAUUUAAUUCUUAAUUGAUGCGUGAAAGAUUUUUCACGAUAGCGUUGAUAGUUUUCGAGUAAUUGAUAAAUAACUAAAAUUUUGUAGUAAUUUUUACUCAUGCGUCAUGUACAGCGCUGCGAUUAGAGUUAUCUCAUCAAAUGAAAUUACCAGAAUGCUUUUUUGUCAAAAUUAUGUGCCAUUUGUUAAGUUGUUGUGUUGAAUAUGUUUAGUUUCGAACCAUACGAUGCGUGGCUAGUGAUGUCUAGUGUUUAUGUUCACUUAUUAUCAGCAAACACACCGUUGAAAAACAAGCAACCGCUAUUCCUAUAUUUAUAUUUAGAUUCGUUAAGCCUAAACUAGACGUAUCUCUUAAGUGAUUUUUGCAUUUAAGCCUACAACGUACGUUGCGGUAGCAUGUAAGCGAGAAGAAUCGAUGUUACAUAAUUUUUUAGUUGCUAUUGUCAGUCUGUGAUACAAUUAUUGAGGAACGUAGUGUUUAAUGUGUGCGAAGAAGGCAAGAAGCGCUAACCAGGAUAAUGUCUGUACUUCCGUCUAAGGAUGCAGUGUAUGUGUGUGCAUGCGUGCGUGGCUGAAUGAUGGGUGUUUAGGAAUAAAAUUAAAGACAAAAAUAAAUACGAUACCGCCCGUUAGCGCAAGCAGUUUUGUUCGUCUCGCUCGCCAGACAGACGAAUUGUGUGUGUGCUGACACAUGAAACACACGACGAUAUACGUAGGACUAGUGUCCUUAGUGUCUUCAUUCAUUCAGAAUUGCCAAUAUUGUAAAUUGAACGAUGAAUGGGUGUCAAUUGAUUUGAUACUGAUGCUGACACGAACAAUUCGAAACAUUCGACGAGAGAUUAACAAAUUUAAGAUACGAAUAUAUUGAUUGCUUCUUGUGACUCUAUGUAUACGCUCCGAAUAUGAAUGAAUACUCUUUUUACUACAAAAA